Symbiodinium necroappetens is the source of this 1269-nucleotide messenger RNA. NCBI's taxonomy places the organism in Eukaryota, Dinophyceae, Suessiales, Symbiodiniaceae. The record is from the annotation of a GenBank genome assembly.
AUGGCUGCUACCUCUCCGCUGCUCGACGUGGAGCCUGUGUGGCUUCAAGGGCUGCAGCAGGAACUGCACACCAUCGUGCAGACGCAGAAGCAGAUGGCUCAGCAGAUGCAGGACUCUGGGAGGGACCUUAGCAGAAUUCAGGAGGGGAUUAGGAAUCUCAGUGUUGGUCAGGAAACGCUCACGAAAAGAGCCGAUGAACAGGAAGCAGCACUCGCACAGAUGCGCAAAGAGUUUAAGGAGCUUGAACGUGACUUACAAGAACUGAAGAGUGCUCCGCCUACUCGGAACGUGAGCCCCGUUACAACCCCCCGAGGGGCCCCCGCACGUUCUAACAGCCCUCGAUUCGACAGUGAUGGCCAGCGCGAGGUCGACGAGUUGCAGCUUGUAGUCGGUGGAUGGGUGGAAGCGAAGAGGGAGCAUGUUGAGUCGGAUGUGCGAGCCAUGUUUGAGCAGCUUAAUGCAUUGCCACUACUCAAGGCUGUCUUCGUGCCGUAUGUCAGGAGCAGCUUUUGCCGUGUGGAAUUGUUCUAUACGGAUGACAACAUAUGGGCGCAGCGUAAGCUACAAACUAUGGUUUUGCAACAUCUGAAGGCGAUGACCUUCGUGUCAAGAGCACCUGGACAAGAGCGAUCCACCUUCUGGUUCUCCCGCAAUAGAACCCCCAGAGAGAGAGCAAAGAUUAGAGCGAUUCUUCAGGUUCAGAGCCUCUGCCAGAAAUACCUUGGAGAUCACGCUGUAGAUAGGGACUGGCGCGGGAAGGUGUGGGCGAAUGGCACCCAGGUGCUGUUCCAUAUCGAAAAGGACCGACGUCCAGAGCAAACGCUUAUGCUCGUGGACGCCAGGGGAAAUGAGACCGGAUGGUUUCUUAACGUCAGAAUGCUGGAGGCGCGGCUUGGAGAAGUGGGAGAUGUUCGUGAUGUUGAAUUAGGAAAGCAUGCAGAGAAGCUUUUUCAGAUUGCGGGAAAGGACUUUGUUGGGUACGUCGCGUGCAUGUGCAUGAUUGUGGAGUCAGUGUUAGAGGUACAGGAUGCACUUAUGCUGCAACGCAGGGCUGGGGAGGUGCUUAUCGGGCAUGAUCUGAACCAGGACCAGGACACGUGGGACCAGGGGUGCAUUGCAACUGCAGCCCGACAACCGGGCGUGUCGUCUCGACCGGCUUCGCUGAAGUACCAAGAUCCGCCUGAAGUGAAGGAAUUGAUAGAGAGGCUCGACAGGACCACAAGAGCUCUUUGUUGGAAAGAGCUAAGCAAGGAGAUUGGAAAGCCAUAG